ACAGAUACAGUGACAAGUGACACAGAUUAAUUUGUGAUUUGUGACAGUGAUAUAGACAUUUCAUGAAAAAAUUUGUAUACUCAUUUUAACAAAUUUUUAUUUAAAUUAAAGAAAAAGCUUAGUAUGGCUUCAGCAAUGGAUGUAGAUGCUGAAGAAGUUGAAAUGCCCACUUCAAGUAGUUCCAAAGGAGAAAAAAAGCGUUUUGAAGUUAAAAAGUGGAAUGCUGUGGCAUUGUGGGCAUGGGAUAUUGUCGUGGAUAAUUGUGCUAUUUGUCGUAAUCAUAUUAUGGACUUGUGUAUUGAAUGUCAAGCAAAUCAAGCUUCAGCUACCAGUGAAGAGUGUACCGUAGCUUGGGGUGUAUGUAAUGUAAGUACUUAUAAGUGA
Molecule: messenger RNA, 384 nt
Organism: Leptinotarsa decemlineata (Colorado potato beetle)
Lineage: Eukaryota; Metazoa; Arthropoda; Insecta; Coleoptera; Chrysomelidae
Gene: Roc1a
Product: Regulator of cullins 1a
Molecular function (GO): zinc ion binding
Source: RefSeq, a predicted model, not a curated record